Messenger RNA from Lates calcarifer (barramundi perch), 2474 nucleotides. RefSeq lists its product as uncharacterized. Gene Ontology annotation, biological process: positive regulation of ERK1 and ERK2 cascade; T cell activation; interleukin-15-mediated signaling pathway. The record is from RefSeq and is a predicted model, not a curated record. Gene Ontology annotation, cellular component: external side of plasma membrane; membrane raft. Bases 242 to 1393 code for a protein of 383 amino acids. Gene Ontology annotation, molecular function: MHC class II protein binding; protein tyrosine kinase binding. NCBI's taxonomy places the organism in Eukaryota, Metazoa, Chordata, Actinopteri, Centropomidae. The transcript is spliced from 11 exons.
CAGAACACACAGAACCUGAGAAAUGGAUCAACAUCACCAAACACUCUGAGCUAAUAUAAAUGUAAAUACAUUUCAAACAGCUUAAAGGACCAGGUCGUCUCUGCAGGGAGCAUGUAGCAUCAAAAACAGAGUUCAGUCGUCAUUAGAGGGUAAAACCUCCAGAGCUCUGCUGCUGUCCAACCCACACUCUCAUCAAAACACUUCCCCUUCAGCUCUCAGAAAAAAUGACUUCAGAGACACAAUGAGGAACCAACAGGUCUCAGCAACAGCUACUGGACAAUAUUCCUCCAUCUUCACUGUCAGAGAUGAAGAUGAAGCCACUUUGUCCUGUGAAAAUGUGAUAGAUGAUCAGGAUCAAUGUGACAGAACUGACUGGAUCUUUAUUGGUUCAGGAAGCAGAACAGUAACUCUGUUUGAACAUGGGAAGAUUCAUGAAGCAGCCAAAUCUAAAUCAGACAGACUGAGUGUCACAGAGAACUGUUCUCUGGUUAUAAAGAAGGUCACAGUUAAGGAUGUUGGUCGUUACAUCUGCAGACAGUUUGACAGAUCAGGACAACAACAAGAUCCAGAUGCUCUGGUUGAACUGUCUGUUGUUACCAUGACUGAACAUGAGGACAGAGAUCAGGUGACAUUAUACUGCUCUGUGUGGACAUAUGACCACUGUAUACACACAGUGAAGUGGCUGUAUGAGGGUAAAGAUGUGGCUACAGAUCACAGAGACGUGAGGACAUCAUCGUCUUUCUGCAGAGCCUCUGUGACCUUUCUGACUUCUCAUUACAUUUACAAAUCAACGUCUAAGCUCUUUUCUUGUGAAGUGACUGAUGGUUACAACGGGCAACAGUUUACCUUCAGCCUUCAGUCCUCACCUGAGAAGUCAGGUGACGACUCAACAACAACAACAACAACAACAACAUCUCCAACCAGUGACGCUUCAACAAAACCAACAGGUGACGACACAACAACAGCAACAAUAAGAAACAGUGUAAAACCAGGUGUGACCACGACAGCAACUACAACCAGUGAUGCUUCAAUAAAACCAACAGAUUGGUGGUGGUUUGUCAUUGUGGCUGUUGGUGUAUUGGUGCUCCUGAUGAUUGCCAUAGCAGUCUUCAAAAGGAAGAGAGCUAAAGGGAACAAAACACAGACGGAUGACAAUGUUCAGCUAACCCCUGUCCCUGCUGUGGUUCAGUCUGCUCCAGAAACUGGACUCCAGAAAAAGGACUCGGUCGAUCCUGAAGAUGGUGUUUCCUACGCCUCUGUCAGCUACACCAAGAAGACUGACAGCAAACCCCGGGUUCAUAAACAUGUUGGUGAUGAAAAUGAUGCAGUAACCUACAGCGCUGUGAAAGUUUCUUCCGCGGAUCCCAACAACCUCUAUGCGAGCAUCAGCUAACCAGACAAUCAAAACUCAUGUCAUCAGAUCAUUGCCUCUGUUCACUGGGAUUCUUUAAAUCAGAAUUUUCAUGAUAAAUUGGUGUAAAAAGCCUCUUAUCCUGAAGGGGGUGCUGUAGGAUAUCAAGGUUAAACAAUUUUACUGACUUUGUUGUUCAUAUUCUUAAUCAUUAUUUUCAUAUUUAUUCUGUUUAGUGUCAUCUUUUAUUGUUUGAUAUCAGAAAUUUGACCAUUUAAUCUAUGCUCAGUUACCUUAGCUGGUUUCAGAGUAUUCAAAGCAUGAGGAGGAAUGUGAUAUGAGCUAUUUUAACAACAUAAAUGAUGUCACCCUUGAAAAUUGAAUGAGUGAAAACUGUGCAGUCUAGAUGUAACUAUGACCCAUAUAACUACAGAGAAUUUAGUUAGUAGGAAGUCCAGUCAUUGUGAGGAAGUUACAUCUUACUGAUCAAAGGCUCUCGAUCAGACCAGAUAAUGUAUUUUUCUUUAAGAAGCAACAAGUUUAGAGGCUAUUACACAUCUGAGAUAAACAAAGGGCAAAGAGAAAAGCUGAUAUCUUUGGGCUGAUGACAGUCAUGAGCUUUGGAGAAUACUGAAAUUCUAUCCAUGAUUAACUGGGCCUUGGGACUAGAAAGAAAUGUACAAAUUGUUUGGCACAUUGUAUAUGUUGCUAUAGUGCCACCUGUGGGUGAAAUGUCAGAAUAAGUUUACAUAGUUGGCCAGAGUUGGUGGGCACUUGAAUGUGGCAGUAGCGGAUGAGGUAUUCAGGUCCUUUAUUUGGGUAAAAGAAACAAAUAUAAAGAAACAAUUAUAUAACUGAUGUAUUAUAAUGUAAAUAGCUUUAUAGCAUUGUAGCUGGCUGUGGUGGAGCUAAUUUUAUUUAUUUAAUAUGCUGUUGGGUAUUUUUUAUUUUAUAUGCUCUCAUAAGUGUAGUGCAAUUAAAAAAAAAACAGUGUUCCCUGUACUGAGUAGCCUUUAAAAUGACUCAAGUUAAGUACAAAUACCUUAGAACUGUAUUUACUGUAAGUACAGGUACUUUCCACCACUGAAAUUUGAUCUGAGUUGCACAAUGUAUUAAAGAUUUA